Drosophila eugracilis is the source of this 1116-nucleotide messenger RNA. RefSeq lists its product as uncharacterized. NCBI's taxonomy places the organism in Eukaryota, Metazoa, Arthropoda, Insecta, Diptera, Drosophilidae. The coding region runs from base 1 to 1116 and encodes 371 amino acids. The transcript has 3 exons. The record is from RefSeq and is a predicted model, not a curated record.
AUGGAAAAACAGCGGACUCUCAUCGAUUUGCCAUUUGAAGUCCUCGAUCUGAUAUUAGGGGAACUAAAGAAUCUGACAGAUAAACUGCACUUGGCCCAGGCUCAUGAAUAUUUGGGAAAAGCAUUUGCCUACCACAGCCGGCUUGAAUAUAAGAUUUUCCAACCUUUUUCCGCAACUUUCGAAUUAUUUGUGGUUAUUGUAAAGGAAUGUGGAUCGACUAUUGAAGAACUUUCUAACUAUUAUAUGAAUAGCCCCCACUGGAAUGAUGAGUUGGCUAAGUCUAUAGAGAAGUACUGCCCAAACCUAAAAACUGUUAAACUUCAUGUUUUCGGAGAUAAUUGUGAAGGUGUGCAGAUUUUUUUGAAAAACAUUAGUAAAUCAUUGACAUCGGUUGAACUUAAUAUUCGUCCGUUUGUCGAUCCAAAAAAAAUAUUCGAAGCCGUGGCGGAAAUGUCUAAUCUAAAAAGGUUGACAUGCGUUAAUUACACGUUCGAUGAAGUUUGUCAGAUACAAAAAUUGAUUGCUUUGGAGGAGUUGGUAAUCGAUUCCGCGAAUCCUUACCAUCCACCGCCAAUAAAUCUUCUCGAGAUUUGUGCACCACUUAUUAAUCUUAGACGCCUGACGGCGCGUUUCAUAGCUAUAAUGCCCUCGGAAAUGCCUCAUUCGAUGAUUUGGCCAGAAGUGGAGAGUCUAUCAUUAAAUAGCUGUGAAAUAUUUACAAAUUUUCCCGAUUGUCCCAAGCUUAAAACUUUGGAUAUUGCAUAUACUAACAGCCACGUCGAGGGCUUUCUCUUUGGUUUUAUUUUGCAAAACGGACAAAAUAUUGAAAAGAUUAAUGAGAAAGUCAAACCUCCUCCAUUCGAUGGAGAGAGCUUCCUUCAAGUGCUUCGAUCGUGCCCAAAGUUGCAAGCUUUUUACACUCCAAUGCAGGAUAUUAAAAUUUACCAAGCUUAUGUGUCUUCCCUUAUUGCGACUCUUAAGGAUAUAGGUGUCACGUCCGAGGAACCCUUCAGACUAAUUAUAUAUUCUCGUGGCAAGUUCAAGUGGAUUCAUCGAUUAAUUCCUCGGACCUCUCAUCCUGAAUUAAUCGCUCUUGAUUAUCUGCACAGAUACUAA